This is a messenger RNA of Cydia strobilella, 5671 nucleotides long. RefSeq names its product stathmin (gene stai). The transcript has 8 exons. The record is from RefSeq and is a predicted model, not a curated record. Gene Ontology annotation, molecular function: tubulin binding. The coding region runs from base 223 to 1176 and encodes 317 amino acids. Gene Ontology annotation, biological process: microtubule depolymerization; regulation of microtubule polymerization or depolymerization; neuron projection development. Gene Ontology annotation, cellular component: cytoplasm; neuron projection. Lineage: Eukaryota; Metazoa; Arthropoda; Insecta; Lepidoptera; Tortricidae.
ACAAAAACUUCAUUGAUGAAAACAUUGUGGUGCCUAUUUUACUUCACAUCCUGCCAUUCUUCCGUUUUAAAUUCGGUUUCUGUUAUAACGGUGCAACAGAAGUUGAAGAGUUACCGCAGUUAUUAAAUAGACAUUUAAACAGCAUCUGCCGUGUGUUCCAAGUAGACGCGACUUCGUGCUUAAACAAAUAAUAUUUGUUUUUGUUCUGUGCCAGACAAAGCCAUGGAAGUAGAAAACAAAUCACACCGGCGCUCGGCACCAGUCAAGAAACCAGUCGGCAAACCAAGGACGAAGCAACCAAAGAAGGUCAAAUUUAUAACGACCGAAAUCCGCUGCCAGGAGAUGUCGAAGGGCGGGCUGGCGUACGAGGUGAUCCUCGCCGAGCCAGUCGGCGUGCCCGCGCCGCGCCGCGCCGACUCCCCCGAGAAGACCCCGUCUGUCGAGGAGAUACAGGAGAAACUGAAGGCUGCCGAGGAGAGGAGACGUAGUCUGGAAGCCAGCAAAAUGGCCGCGAUCGCCCAGAAGAUGGCCAAGAUCGAGGAGGCGUCGCGGUUCCGCAGCGAGCAGUCCAACAACUUCAUCGCCAGCACCAAGGAGGCACUGGACGCCAAGAUGGACUCCCACGAGGAGAAGCGCGAAGCGUACAUCAACGAGCUGAGGGCUCGGCUCAAGGACCAUCUCGAGGGUGUCGAGAAGACAAGGUUGACCCUGGAGCAGCAGACGGCCGAGGUGUACAAGGCCAUCGAGGAGAAGAUGAACACGGCGGCCGCGCAGCGCGACGGGAACAUCAAGAAGAUGCUCGAGCGCCUGCGCGAACAUGAGGAGCAGGUGCGCAAGGUCCGCGCCGGCAACCAGGAGCGCUUCCAGCAGCUCGAGACCUCCAUCCAGGACAAGCUGCAGCAGGCCGAGGAGCGCCGCCUCGCCCGAGACGCCGAGCAGCGCGAGAAACGGCGCCAUCAUAACGCUAAGAUCGAGGAGGCGCGCUCGACCGUGACGGCCAAGGUGGAGGAGAUCACCAAGGACAUCGAGACCAAGCUCAGCGCCGCCGAACAGAAGCGGGAGCUUGAGAUACAGAAGAAACUCGCCUUUGUUAAGGAGGAGGAGCGGCGCGCGGAGCUGGUGCGCCAGAACAAGAGCGCCCGCGCCGACACCGAGCCCGCGCCCUCCUGCGGGUAGAGGGGGGAGGGGGAGGACCUGGGGGGGGGGGGGGGGACGCACGCACACACAAACCGGGACCCGCACACACACCGAGCCACGCGCCCAGACAUCAACACACUCAACUUUGUAUCAAGAUAAGAAGAGAUGUUAGGCUAUGAAGUGAAACGAAUCACGUUUAAAACUAGAGAAAUGUAAUUUUCUAAAUAGCAGCUUGCCUGUGGGACUUCGAAUUCUCUUGAAACACCAGUAAUCUAUAAUUAAUGAAUGGGCCUUGACUUUAACGAAGCCUUUUCUUUUUUUAAACGUGUAUUCGCAGCAACUUUAGGAAAAUGGAGGGUUCUAUUACUAAUAUCGUAAAAUAGGCCAUCAAAUAUUAUUGAAGUAUUUCAGAGGCUUUAUAAUCGUAAAAUGUGCCAGUGCAUGUUAACCCUUUCGGUGCCAAUGAACAAAAUGAACACACCUAGGGUGUUCUUGGCAGUGAAGUGAAUGUGUUAAAAUUGCUCGCUUAAUUUGAAUAUGCCUUGACACAAAUAUCGGUGAGAAAACUGACGUAAUAUUAAAUGGGCUAUAGUUACAUUGAAUUAACUUGAGAAUAUUUGUAGAUUUUAUAAUAGAGACCCUGGUUGUCAUGUCACUAACAGUAGCAGCACAUUAUAUAGUUUUUUACAUCACAUUACUAAUGUUGUGCGACAUUACAUGAUAAGAAAAGCAGUCUUAUAAAUAAACUAUUGUUUGUGGUCUCGUUGGCUGUUUGGGCUCUAUUUAAAAUGUCUAUGAUCUAUGGUCCUGUCAGAUCAACUUAUAAGUAACAUGCCAGCCAUGGAGACUAUAUAAAGGAGCCAAAUAUCUAUGUAUGAAAAGUGUCCAUCAAAAAACAGUAAUUAGGCGGCGCCACCAUACACCGAAAUACUACCAAAAACAACCUACGUAAUUUGGUCGGGUUAUUUGUUGCCUUAUAUGGUUCAUGUUAUACUCAUGUCCCAGAGCCUAACUAGCGCCACCGGAGAGAUUAGGAACUAUUAUUUAAAGCUGAAAGCGGUCACUUUUGCAACAAUUCUGCCAUAAGAGAUUGGCAUCCUUUCUAUACCGUCCAUAAUGCCAGCGCUCAUCAUGCAUUGAUUUGAUAAAAAUACAAUUAUUGCUUGUAAAAGAGAGGUAAUGUCUAAGAAAAAUCGUGCUACCUAGUUUGACAGGCGAAACAGAUACGUAUAUUUUCAAACCGAAUUGUCAAACGUACAUUUUUGACAAACAGUUACUGCAUGUCAGCUGUCAAAUUCGAAGCACGAAGUUAUGGACGGUAUAGAAAGGACGACAAUCUCUUAUUUCAGAACUAUUGUAAAAGUGACCAGCUUUCAGCUUUAAAUAAUAGUUCCUAAUCUCUCCGGUGGCGCUAGUUAGGCUCUGGGACAUGAGUAUAACAUGAGCCAUAUAAGGCAACAAAAAACCCGACCAAAUUACGUAGGUUGUUUUUGGUAGUAUUUCGGUGUAUGGUGGCGCCGCCUAAUUACUGUUUUUGAUGGACACUUUUCGUACAUAGAGAUUUGGCUCCUUUAUAUAGUCUCCAUGCACGAAGUCUUAUGGCGUUAUUCAUAAACGCGUUACUGGCCUGAAUUAGGUAUGAAUCGUUUGUCUUUAUCUGUCAUUUUGACUUAUGUAUUUGUAAGAAAGAGAUAAAACAUAAUUUAACUAAAUCAGGCCCGUAAAGUUUUAUGGGUUACUCAUCUAGUGCAAUUAAUAUAUGUAUUGUCACUACUUUUUUUCAAAGUAGUCACGAUAUCUUUGUUGGUAAUAGAACCGUGAAAAUGUAAUACGUCGAGUCAAUGGUGUUUUAGAAGUGCGGUGCGUCCCGCUUACACUCGUGUUCGCGCUUCGAUGAAACAUUUUAAUUUCCAACUUUUUCAUGUCAUCAUGGCAACAUUGCUGAGGCCUCAUAUCGUGAUCUCAUUUGAAACUCCUACCCGGUUUUAUACGUGAACCUUAACUCUAUCCUAUAAGGACUAAAAUCGAAUGGAAUCAUGCUACAUUUUACACAAUUCAUUCAAGUUUUAAAGGAUUUUGAGCGGGCGUUCGGGAUACAAACAUCCCUAUAGUUAGUUAUAGACUUAUAUCAUUAUUUUAAAUGUUUAUCAUACGCGGCAGUAUUUUUAGGAAAGUAUAAUAAAGGUAAUGUAAUUUAAGUUGUCACAUUCGUAUCGAUAAUUCGCCAUUGCUACCGUCUGUGUGUAUUAUCGGACCGAAAAUGUUUGUAUGGAUCAACGAUCUAAUUAAACAUGCCACUGGUCACAUAUUUAAACGCCUUUUAAUCCCUUGGAGUUAUGAAAUUAGUUAUAUUUAUGACUAGUGGAAUGUUUGGUAAUGUUGGUAAUAUCGGAACAACGUUGUUUAAAAUAUAUGACAAUACUUUGAACAUAGGAGUUUGUCACAUUAAUAUUAACAGGAUAUUAUUCACAUUGGACAUUGCAAUCAAAUAUUAUUAGCUCUAUAGCACUUACCUAUCAUAGUUCAUAUCUUAGUUCCCAAAAGUGACAGUUAGUUAGCUAGAUAAAAAUACAGAUAAUUCACUUAAAACAGUUUUGAAAUGAAUUAUUUGGUCUGCAAUGUUCGGAAAAUUAGGAUUGUUGGUCGUGGGUGUGUGGCUGGUUGUGUCGGCCCUAAGACAUGUUCGGAUAUAUUCGGACAUGUUCGGAUAUGCCCGGGCGUGCUCGGUCUUUGAUAUCACAAUAUUAUAGCCUUUUAAACCCCGCUAGGUAUACAAAAUGUCUAAUAUGCAAAUUUUGAUUGAAUUUCUUUUACUCGAAACAAAAGUACAGUUGUAACUUUGUUUGAUCAAUGAAAGGUUUCAAUUAUAUAGGCUGUGUUCGCCACAGUGUUAAGUGUCCUAAUGGUUGACAUCUUUCAAAUACUUGUUGGCCCACGAAAGUCUCAAUUUUUCUGACCAAUUAGACCGAUCUGUAGCCUUAUAAGUUAUCACGACUGCCAUAGCAGUGUCAUACUGACAUAUGUGACGUUUUCAACCAAAAGGUACCACAUUGUCGCUUGUUGAUAAGGUUGAUAUCUAAUUGAAGCUAUAUGGAAAUAGCUCCUUACUGACAAGCGACAAUGAGUACCCUUUUGGUUGAAAAUGGCACAUUCGCUAACGUCUGCGUAACUUACUUUCUAUACAUCUAGCUCGCACUAAUAUGCGAGUACGAGCGAGAUGAAUAGAAAGUAAUUUACGCACACGCUAGCGAAUACGUCAGUGUCAAACUAGUGGUAGCCGUACUGUAAUUGAUGCAAAAGCAUGAUUGGGUUUACUAAUAGAAUUACAGUAUCUGGGAUAUAAAAAACAAAACAACAGCUUAAUAUUGUGAUAUCUAUGGCCAGGCCUUACCAGCGUUGGACAGAGCUCACUCGAUCUCAAAGAAACAAUAAAAAUAGAAGUGCCUCACUAUUUCAUAAUCGGCUCUCUGAUAUCAAUAGAGUGUAAAAACUUGAAAACUGCCUUUCAUAGCGUUUUAUAUAUUUUUAAAGGUAGUGGGGCUGAGUCGGGCACGGCUUCUGUGAUGUUUUGCUCUAGUGAUAUGUGUAUCGACUUCGGUUAGGCACAAAUUAUAUCGAUACAUUUAAGCGCAGAGAAAUAAACUCAAUAUACAUGCGGAGUCUGAAUUAGAAUAUCUUUUUAAUACUACGAGUGUGGCAAUAAAAGUUUGAGGUUUGAUAAACGGUUAACCUAGCCCAUGGCAGCUUGCAAUGUUGGUGGUGUCACACGCGCGUUGCUAACCCUUAGUGGUCCUGAAAAACAGCAGCACGAAUCGUAACGAAUUCUUAAUAAAAUCCGCAUGUAUAUUCGUUUAUUAGUCUGUUUUAAGUUACGGAGAGCAUCCUGUAUUUUAUAGUAUGUUUUCGCGGUUAAUUUAGGGUCAGUGGGAGGAUAAUAAUUGUAUAUAAGUUAGUCGGUAUCGCUUGCCGCGGAGGCUUCGCUCGGUGUCCUGAUAAGGACUAUUGUAAACAGAGACCGAUAAAUAAUAAAGAAUGUUCAUUUCAAGUUCCUUUAAAAUGUUUUCCCUGAAUCUAUGAAAUGAAUUCUGUUGAUAUCGAUUUGAUGCGUCAAAAAUUUCAGGGAACGCAUUGUGAAUUAGAAUUCUAUAGCUUGGCCCAGGACUGUCUAAUUUUAAACAUAGAUAAAAGAGAAUCAAACUGCCUUUUUUUUACGCCAGUACUUACUAGCACCCAAAAAAAGGGAUGUGUAUAGUUUUUUCUCUUCUUAUUUACUGACAAAUUGAGUUCGCCAGACUGUAUUAUUUAUUUGUCUCUGGUGUAGGUACUAGCUUGUGUAACCUUCUGACCAAUCGCCUUGGGUAUUGUGACGCCUUUUUCUCACGAUCGGGAAUCAUGUAUGCGAGAAGCUUGUCGGCCUAGUGCCGUAUGUUUGGUUGUUUUAUAUUUUCAGUCUUGAUGUGCUUCAGUUCGUGGGCAGUUGAAGUACUUUUGUAGGUUCAUUGUCGUAUUGAAUAAAGUCAUAAAUAUUAAUUAA